This is a messenger RNA of Penicillium cinerascens, 927 nucleotides long. Its product is annotated as translation initiation factor eIF2 subunit alpha. Gene Ontology annotation, cellular component: multi-eIF complex; eukaryotic 48S preinitiation complex; eukaryotic translation initiation factor 2B complex. The coding region runs from base 1 to 927 and encodes 308 amino acids. The transcript has 4 exons. The record is from RefSeq and is a predicted model, not a curated record. Gene Ontology annotation, molecular function: RNA binding; translation initiation factor activity; ribosome binding. NCBI's taxonomy places the organism in Eukaryota, Fungi, Ascomycota, Eurotiomycetes, Eurotiales, Aspergillaceae.
AUGUCUUUAACAAAUUGCCGAUUCUACGAGGAGAAGUACCCUGAGGUGGACAGCUAUGUCAUGGUCAAUGUCAAGCAGAUCGCCGAGAUGGGCGCGUACGUGAAGCUGCUUGAAUACGACAACAUCGACGGCAUGAUCCUGCUCUCCGAACUUUCGCGAAGACGUAUUCGAUCCAUCCAGAAGCUUAUCCGUAUCGGACGCAACGAGGUCGUCAUUGUGCUGCGUGUCGACAAGGAGAAGGGUUAUAUCGAUCUGUCGAAGCGUCGUGUCUCGCCCGAGGAUGUUGUCAAGUGUGAGGAGCGCUACAACAAGAGCAAGGCCGUGCACUCGAUCAUGCGCCACGUCGCGGAGGCGACCCAGACACCCCUUGAGACCCUCUACCAACAGAUCGCCUGGCCCUUGGACCGGAAAUUCGGCCACUCCCACGAUGCGUUCAAGCUCGCUAUUACCAACCCCGAUAUCUGGAACGAUGUCGAGUUCCCCUCCGCACCCGUGAAGAAGGAGCUCCAGGACUACAUCAGCAAGAAGCUUACCCCCCACCCAACUAAGGUCCGUGCCGAUAUCGAAGUCACCUGCUUCGGUUACGAUGGAAUCGACGCCGUCAAGGAGGCCCUCCGUACUGCCGAGGCGGACAACACCCCCGAGAACCAGAUCAAGGUCAAGCUUGUGGCUCCUCCUCUGUACGUCCUGACCAGCCAAUGUUUGGACAAGAACCUGGGUAUCAAGAUGCUGGAGGCCGCGAUUGAGAAGAUCGCAGUGAAGAUCAAGGAGGCCAACGGUAACUGCUCCGUCAAGAUGGCGCCCAAGGCCGUCACCGAGCACGACGACGCCAUUCUCGCCGAGCUCAUGGAGAAGCGCGAGCGGGAGAACCAGCAGGUCAGCGGAGACGAGGAUGACUCGGAGAGCGACGCCGAUGUUCCCGAGUAA